AUGAACCUGGCGACGUCAGCGAUUCUACUCCUCCAGUCAUCACCUCAAAUGGAGCAGGUGCCUGAGGUGAUAGGAAGGAAUGCGAUGCGAUGCGAUCCUGCGACGACCGGUCAAACCCGCAUUUCCAUCGCCGUCACAGCUGCGUGCGGGGGGAGGCAAUCUGGCUUGACGGAGGCAGUGAAAGACGCGAGCGGGCGCAUAAAGGUUUCGCGCGAGAGGGGGGGAGACGGGGGGGACGUGCAAGGAAGAGCUGGAUGCGGCGGGAGCGGUGGUGGCGAGGCUGAAUGGCACAGAGAUCACUACCGCUGCCUUCAUAAUAAAACUCCUUGUUCCAUAUCUCCCCUGCUCCUCAUCUCCACUGCUCCUCAUCUCCCCUGCUCCUCAUCUCCCCUGCCCCUCAUCUCGCCAGGGGCGGUGGUGGCGAGGCUGAACGGCACGGAGGUGACCAGCGCUGCUGGCGAUGUCAAUGCCACGGGCGUCAUCUCCCUCGCUGUCUUCCACCCCACCUCUCAUUCGACCGACUGUUCGAUCUUCCACUUCCCUCGCUGUCUUCCAGUGAGCCCCACCUCUCACUGCCCUGCUUUCCCAGCCGCAUUCCCUCCUGCUGUGUAUCACCCCUCUCUCCUGCACCACCCACCCCUGGCUGGCAGGAGUGGCAGCGACUACAACAUUCGCUACGGAGCCAGCAUCCGCCUCACCGCCCCCGGAGCUCCCCUUUCCAUCGCCAUCAGCACCGGCGCUGCCGGCUCGGCUGACGGCGGCGCCGCCCUUCUCGAGUUCUCCGCCAGCGAAGCAGCGUGGGCCAACAUGACUUGGAACGGCACCCGCAGGGACUCCCGCGGCCGCAGGCACGCCGCCCCCAUUCCGAAAUACUUUGGGUUUUUCCGCCCGGCUGCUCGUACCGGUUAUGUGUAUGGUUUUUCUGGUGUUUGGUACAAUGUGACUCAGUACAGUAACGCGGACGGGCAGAGCUAUUUCGAGGUUGCGAAUCUGCUCUUGGCGAAUCCGAGUGGGUACUUUGGGAUUGUGAAGACUGCCGUGUUUGCUGAUGGAGCUGGCCGCGGUCAGUUUGCGAAUUUCACCCGCCCGACCCCCAACACGUUCUGGCAGCGGAGCUAG
Messenger RNA from Closterium sp. NIES-65, 1119 nucleotides. NCBI's taxonomy places the organism in Eukaryota, Viridiplantae, Streptophyta, Zygnematophyceae, Desmidiales, Closteriaceae. The record is from the annotation of a GenBank genome assembly.